AUGCCCUUAGAGUGGACGCCUACUGAGAAACGGAUCCUUGUGAAUACUUGUACUACAUAUGCCUUCAGUGUGGGACAGAUCCUUCUGGUUGGAUGGGCCUACAUGAUCCGAGAAUGGCGCUGGCUGCAGUUUUCCACUUCAGCCUCAUUUGGGAUCAUUCUUCUUUUCUCCCUGGCCCUCCCAGAAUCUGCUCGUUGGCUCAUCACCCACAACAAACUCCAUGUGGCUGUGAAGACCCUUCAGAAGGUGGCAUGGAUAAAUGGCCAAAAGGAAGAAGGGAAGAAGCUCACUCCAGAAGAGAUAAUGUCCCACAUUCAGGAGGACCUGGAAACUGUGAAAUCAAACUCUCACUUUAGAACCCUUUUCCGUACUCCAGGAAUAUGCAAGAUCACCUUAUGUAUCAUGCCUGGCUGGUUUGCUAUUGGAUUCUCCUUAUAUGGACUGAUUUUGGACCUGCAGAAAUUUGGACUCAGCAUUUACUUGGUCCAAUUACUAUUUGCACUUAUAGAUUUCCCAGCAAGGCUGCUAGUGGCUAUUAGCAUGUCCUAUCUGGGACGCCGCUUCACUUUAAUCUUCUGUGCAGUUUUCUCCGGAUCCAUGAUCAUCAUUGGCAUAUUUGUGCCAGAGGAUUUGGCUGCUCUUAGGAUGACACUUACUGGGCUUGGAAAAGGAUCCUUGGCAGGUGUCAUUUCAUGUCUUUUCCUCUACACAAUGGAACUCUACCCAACUGAAAUCAGGCAGAUAGGCAUGAGUAUUGGUAGUUUUAGUUCACGCUUUGGCUCCCUGCUGUCGCCCAUUGUUUUCAUCAUUGGCAGCUAUAGCUCUAAUCUGCAGCCCCUGUUGUUUGGUAUCGUUCCCAUCCUUUCUGCCAUUGCUGCCUCCUUCCUGAUUGAGACCCAUGGUUUCCCACUGCUGGAGACCAUCCAAGAGACAGAGAACAGGGUGAAGAAGGCACAGUCUCCAAAAGCAAAUGUCAGUAAAGAUGAAGAAGAGAGACCAGUUUUGCUUCUCCCAGAAAUUCCACCAGCUGAGCACACAGUUUAA
Molecule: messenger RNA, 1044 nt
Organism: Gracilinanus agilis (Agile Gracile Mouse Opossum)
Lineage: Eukaryota; Metazoa; Chordata; Mammalia; Didelphimorphia; Didelphidae
Product: solute carrier family 22 member 20-like
Exons: 8
Coding region: 1-1044 (347 amino acids)
Biological process (GO): transmembrane transport
Cellular component (GO): membrane
Molecular function (GO): transmembrane transporter activity
Source: RefSeq, a predicted model, not a curated record